GUCCUUGGCUGCUCCACUCCCUCAUUCUUGGAAUAAAUUCAGAAAUGACACUUGAUGACCUCAAGAGCAACAGUAUGAAGGAUCAACCUGACGAGAAAUCAAAUGGAGAUAAAGCUGAAGGUCCUCGGAGUCUUUCCAUGCGGUGGCGCCCUGCUGCCCUGAUUCUAGGGUUACUGUGCCUGGGAUUACUGGUGACCGUUAUACUGCUGAUAAUACAGUUGUCCCAGGUGUCUGAUCUCCUGAAGCAACAGAAAGUGAAACUUACUCACCAGGAAGACAUCCUGGAGGGACAGGCUUUAGCCCAGCGCCAGGCGGAAAAAUCUUCCCAGGAGUCACAAAGGGAACUAGAAAUGAUAGAAACACUUGCCCACAAAUUGGAUGAAAAAUCCAAGAAACUGAUGGAGCUUCAACAGCAGAACUUGAAUCUUCAAAAAGCUCUGGAGAAAGCGGCAAACUUUUCAGGUCCUUGUCCCCAAGACUGGCUCUGGCAUGAAGAAAACUGUUACAAAUUUUCCUCUGGCCCAUUUAGUUGGGAAAAAAGCCGGGAGAACUGCUUGUCUUUGGAUGCCCAACUGCUGAAGAUUAAUAGCACAGACGAUCUGGAAUUCAUCCAGCAAACCAUCGCCCAUUCCAGUUUCCCAUUCUGGAUGGGGUUAUCUCUGAGGAAACCCAACAACUCAUGGCUCUGGGAGGACGGUACUCCUUUGAUGCCCCACUUGUUUAGACUCCAGGGAGCUGCUUCCCAAAUGUAUCCUUCAGGCACCUGUGCGUAUAUACACAGGGGAAUUGUUUUUGCUGAAAACUGCAUUUUAAAUGCAUUCAGUAUAUGUCAGAAGAGGGCGAAUCUCUUGAGAGCACAGUGAAUUUGAAAGCUUUGGAAGAAAAGGAGAAGAUCUUUGGAUUCUUUUCUGGAAUUUAAGCUAUACUUGGUCACUUAAGUGCAAACCAUGAAAGCCCUGACAACUGCCUGUUGCUCUAUGAGUGCAGAACUCCUUAGCAGAGACUGGGCCUCAGCUACCUGACAGCUUGGUUAUCAAUAGUUUUAAUUCUAUCCCUUUCUCUCUGUGUUCCCUAGCGUGUCCCAAGCCCCCCUGCCUGCCAUCAGUUAAGUCCCUUUCCUGUUUCUAUUAUUUCUAAGAACUUGUUGCUUAAUGCAAGGUCGUAAAAUUUUUUCUCCUUUGGUUUCUCCUAGGCAUUUUAUAGUUUCUGAUUUUACAUAGAAACGUAUAAUUUAUUUUGGGUUAAUCCGUAAGCCGUGUUUGGAUGUACCGAAGUGUUUUUAUUCCCCCACUUGGCUACUCAAUUGUUUUCACAAUAUUUGUUGAACAGUGCAUUAUUUUUUUCACUAUGGCUGUCUUUGCACUUUUGUCAACAAUUAUUGAUACAUGCCUGGGUCUGUUUCUGAACUCUCUCUUCUGUUUCCUUUAUCUAUUCUAUACUCUUUGUUACAGCACCACCAUGUUAUUUUUUUCCCAAUUUUAAAAGUUUUAUUGAAAUAUAGUUGAUUUACAAUGUUGUGAGAAUUUCUUCUGUACAACAAAGUGAUUCAGUU
This is a messenger RNA of Sus scrofa (pig), 1552 nucleotides long. It is a transcript of the gene OLR1, whose product is annotated as oxidized low density lipoprotein receptor 1. Gene Ontology annotation, cellular component: plasma membrane; signaling receptor complex. Gene Ontology annotation, molecular function: low-density lipoprotein particle receptor activity. Gene Ontology annotation, biological process: lipoprotein metabolic process; leukocyte cell-cell adhesion. Lineage: Eukaryota; Metazoa; Chordata; Mammalia; Artiodactyla; Suidae. The record is from RefSeq and is marked validated.